This is a messenger RNA of Fimicolochytrium jonesii, 1709 nucleotides long. Its product is annotated as Alpha/Beta hydrolase protein. The transcript has a single exon. Bases 149 to 1306 code for a protein of 385 amino acids. NCBI's taxonomy places the organism in Eukaryota, Fungi, Chytridiomycota, Chytridiomycetes, Spizellomycetales, Powellomycetaceae. The record is from RefSeq and is a predicted model, not a curated record.
CUCGCCCACAGACCCACAGGAUUUUUUUUUGAACCAUCAAGCCAUCUUAUACAUAGGAGUCGAACCAGCUUACCAGAACCCUCAAAGUCCCUGACAAGGUAGAGAAAUAUACAGUAGACAUCCUUAGAACUUUAUCGGUUAGCUCGCAAUGGCUCUCUCUUUUACGCCAUUCAGGACCGCUCUUGGUGAGCUUGUUUCAAGCCCGUACUUCAGAAGAGCGCUGCUCGCCGCCGUUGUCCUCCCAGUUUCCCUUCCUCUUCUCCAUCAAUUUCUACUUCGCUUUGUCGACAGGCGAAUUGGGCCACGCUGCGGCCGCUUCCUGAAGUUGAAGGACGGAUCCGUCCGGCGCAUUGUCGUGCAUGGGGGCGACUCUAUCGUAGGACCCGCCAAAACGAACGGGACAGUCGUGAUACUUGUUGGAGGAUUGGGAAUGCACGCAACUUCGUGGGCACCCUUCCAACGGGCCCUGGAAACCGCCAUCUCAACCCGCGCCGCCACCACCCUCGUAGCCUCUGUUUCGUACGACCGUGCUGGAAAUGGCUGGUCUCCCGCGGUCGAGUCUGCUUCGCACAUAACAACGAUUGAAGAGAUGGCUUCGGAGCUCUACGACGUCAUGGAAAGCUUAAAUCUCGUGUCGGGCAACCUCAACCGCCCUGUUAUCUUGUGCGGGCAUUCGAUGGCCGGAUCAAUUAUUCAAGCGCGACUCUACCAGCAUCCGGCUCUCAAGGUGAACGCCAUCGUGUUUGCCGACCCCAUGGUGAGCGACAUCGAUAACCAAAUGCGUAUUGGGCAAGAGAAGAUUCGGAACUGGAUGGAAGCAUCGGCCGCGAAAGAAGUCCUCAAGUUGCAACUGGGAUAUGGCCGCUUUGUCGCCGCCCCGAAGAUCGUGUCUGGAACGUCGGGUGACGAAGUCGCAGCACGUCUUACACUCCCCGAGCGAUUUGACUAUGCGUUCCAAGAGCUUCAACCGGAGGGCUAUGCUCUAUUGGUGAAUGAAUAUCGCAUGGUGGGCGAUGCGACUAAUAAACUCAUGAAGCAGCGGGAAGCGCGCACGAAGACCGGUCAAGCGCCCUUCGUAUUGAUUGUAGAGGCGGACCAGUUCGAAAAUUUCGAACAGGUGUUUGAGGUCCCGGACGAUGUAUAUUCCGCUAUGCGCUUGAAAGCGUACAACGCUUGGGGGCGGGACCUUUGCAGCGGGACCUUUGGAGGUGUCUGGACGGACAAAGGAUCUACACACCUUCAGGUCAUUUUGCGACCCAUGCUUGUGGACGCAGUGUUGAAAGCGGUGGAUAGUGUUAGGUGUUAGAAAAGAGUUUGGAAGAACGGUCUGUGUUCAUGCAUAUCCUGUCAUCAUCUCCCGUCGGCGUACCUCCUCCCUUCUCCCUUUCCGAGUCGAAUAACGAGAUCCCUGAUCCUCGUCAAUCAAUUGAGAACCAGGUUUCACCGAUAAUAUUGACAAGGAUUCAAGAGACUGUAAAAUACGAAAUGUAAAAUACGGUUUCCUGUGGAGUAAAGUUCUGAUGGAAAGGAAUUAUGCUACCCGUUCCUAUGAAGAUUACGAAAUGGGCGAUUUCCAGGCCGACGCAAGCAGAGCACAUCCUGCGCGGCAACGGUCAAACAAGUUUCAAGUUACAACCCAGACCUACACAGUACGGCUGGUAACGGCCGAACAAAUGAACAAAUUGUUACCGAAGUUGCAAGUGGUAAGU